AUGGAAAAUCUGCAAGGGAGUCGUCUUGCAGAUGGCACUGACCACUUUACGACUUUAUCGGUAGACGAUGCUGCAAAUAAUAUGUCGUUUAAUGUUCUCAAUGAGCUUGCAGAGCGGAGCGGGGAGGAAAACUUCGAAGAUGACAUCAUUGUGUCAGCCGAAUUAGUCGGUACACUCAAACACAUCAUGCGACGUCUCACGAAGGCCCAGAAGCAGAUUAAAAUGCUAAAAGAAAGACUUAGGGCUCAGGCAAGGAAUACUUCCCCCGAGUCACAGGGAGAAACAAUAGACACCGAAAGCGGUGACAAACAAACACUGACCCUGCUACAAGAGUACAUAAAUCUUGAACUUUUUCUGUGGGGUCAAUUAGCGAAAAUUCUUCAUGAUGAGUAUAAACGUUGUACUGACGUUUAUGCUAGCACGAUGAGUCUACAGGAUCGCGCGCCUUUUGAGUCUCUUAUCAAAACGGUUUGCAAUAAUGCACCCUUUUGUGAAUACAUGGGAGAAAUGAUUAAUUUUAAUGUGGAACGGGAUGAUUUGUUGUCGAGAUCUGAGGGAAGAUCAAUUCAGAGUGAGCCAAUCCUUUAUAAAAGUGUGGUGAGGACACAAAGUAUCGCCACUUAUACGGCGUUUUUGCUGGUGGAGGGAUCACGGGGAAAUUUUUUUGACUCUACACCUAUACAAGAUCUCUGUAAAGUUAUCAUAGGAGAGAAGAAGAGACAAAAACGGCUUAUUGCCCUCUCUCUGGUGUUUAGCAGGCUUGAAGAGGAUGACCAAGCGGUAGGUGAGGCACUUAGUCAACAGUUGCCGCGGGUUUUGCUUCAGAGAUUGCGACAUCUGGUUCACCGGAUAUUUGGUUAUCCUGAAAACAAUGGGAUAUCUCCCUCACAAAGAUGGAGUCGAUCCCCCUUCAGACACUACUCUGCCGUUAUCAGGAGUGAGCUGAAUUCUCCCACGCUCUCACGUAAGACGUCACCCGAAGUUGCUGCUGGGAGCUCCGUAGGGGUGCCAUGCGUGAAGGAAGCGCAACAAGUGUUGCCCCAAUCAAAGCAGAUGUCCCUUUCUUCACAUUCGCAGUUUGCGGGAUCUGAGCAAGCCUCUUCAUCUCCAAUGUUUGAUAGGUCAACCAUACCUAUAAAAGAGGUGGAACAUGAAUCUGCCCUGGCAGAAUUUAAUCAAGGGGGAGGAGAUGAUCUGAUAUCUAGGCCCCACAAAAAGAGGAAGUUCGAAACAGGAGAGGAAUCACCCCGUUUUCGGAAGUUACCAGAUUUUUGGCAGCCACGAAGGGGUGACAGGGUAGGUCGCGGUCCUAUGUGGUGCUUCAAUGACCAAGGGAAAAAAUGCGAUUUUGGUGAGGUUGUGGAGGUAACUACGGCAGAGGAAGUGGUUGUUCGUUGGAUAAGGAGUGUCGACUGUCCCCCUCACGAGAGUGAGGGGGACCGAUUCUUCCGCUACAAGUACAAGGGUCCAAACGAUCAAGUUGUUCCGUGGGAUCAUUUUUUGAAUAUUCAGACCCUGAUGCCAGAAAACAUUGACUUCAAGAUGGAAGAGUUUAUGUUGUGUUGCGCCGUCGUGGGAGCACUUUGUCACCAACGAGAGACAGUUCUACCUGCUCUCCAGUUCCAAACAGUGGAAUCCAUGUUCUACGUAUUGAGUCGAGUCGAUUUGGAUGCAGCUACUGCAGCUGUGGAAACGGAGGAGAAAAAAACAUUGGGGUUCGUCUUAUCAGAGGACAAUGUGGAAAUGAACGCGGACGAACGCGAAUUACUUGAAGUUCGUUUGAACUGGAGUGCUGAACUACAAACAACUAAGAGCCAUUACCGAAAAAUGCGGGAGUUGGUGGGUAGGGUUGGUUGGGUUCUAAACUCUUUGUUUACCCACAAGAAACUCGCUUUGAUUUUCCUAGAACUGGGAGGUUUGAAGCAGAUCAUAAAGUUAACUGAUGGCCGUUUAGAUCCAGUGACAAUGUAUGGGUGCUGCAUCGUGCUGUCUCAAUUAGCUAGAGCUGCGGUGUUUGAGAACCUGCUUCGAAACCAUGGUGAAUACUUCGAGCCGAUAUUGAACUUCAUUCUGCAUCAGUGGAAAGUUGCCUCGAGUCACGACGUACAAGGCAGCGCGGGAGGCUUCCUUUUCCUUGCUUUGAGUUUCCCUUAUGUUGUUACCUUUUUUGACGCGCAUCAAGGGCCCCAAGCAACACUUGGCUUAAUAGAGCGGCUGUUACAGAGUUCGGAAGAACAGUUUGAUGUUAUUUGUCCAGGAGUAACAUUGGCGGCGUUAAAGUGCGCCUACGUUUACUUGAUUUCUCAUCUGAUGUUGGCCACGAGGGUCAUAUUCCGGAAGCACAGAUUUUUAUCGGUUUUAGUGACCGAUUCUGCACCAGAGAGGUCACUGCCCCGAGACCCUGCCACCGUGGAAUCGGUUCUCGGUUAUUUGUCGGCCCCUUCUGCCACUAUUCCGGAUAUAUCUACCGAAACAAUCCAAAGCCUGCUUACUCGAGAUAGGCUUGCUGCAUUUCGUUUCUUCGCGGAUAAUAAUUUUCACCAGAUACUGCUACGUUGUGCGCAGUUCUACUUCACACAGGGUCGAUGGGACUUACUUGCCGCAUCGCUAAAUGUGCUUUGUGUUUUGGUAGUUGUACCCUUCUUCCGACCCUUGGUUGCCGAUGCUCAGUACCCUGAAUCGGGGGUUGCGCACUUGAUUAUGAUAGUGAGUGAAUUAACAUCGGCGUUCCAAAACGGAAACGCCUCUAGGGAGUCCCAUCUCAUUCCGUGUGUUGCUACUUCGUUGCAGAUACUGUUGAAUUUAACGAGAUUACCCGCUGACAAAAACGACGAUGUUUGUGUGGCCACCUUUAACCGCGUUUGUGGUAUGAUCCGAGCAAACGACGGCGUUCGUACGCUGUUGGAGGUUUUGAAAGUUCGGAAGGAUCCGGCAAUGUCGGUUAAGCUGCAGUUGUUUCCCGUGGUCGCACGGGCACUGCAACUGAUGGUUACCCUUCGACGGUAUGCUGAUACACGUCUUCUCUUUGAUGCUCUAGGGGUUGGCUCAGUGGCGCGGGAGCUUAUGACCCAAUAUGGAGAUAUUCAAAAGGAGUACUUAACCAUGAUGGGGCCGCGCUAUGUGGCGAGCGAGGUGCACGCAACAGGUCGGUUUAUGGAGAACAUCAAGUGCUUUCUCUUCGAUGAGACGAAUAGGACCACUCCGUCCGUUUCUGUGGACCCCGUCGAGUUGGAGCAACGCCAGGCUGUCAUCGCUCGAUCUCACAUAAGUUAUUCGCGUGAAUCACUGUUGGAGCUGAUUUGCCGCCACUUAGAGACGGAGGGGUUGCUGAAUGCGGCUUCAGCCCUUCGGCGUGACGCUCCUCUUUCGUGUGACAUCGCAAUGGCACAACAUUCGGCGAAUGCCUCGCCCGAUAUGGCACUGUCCCCCAUCGGGGCACCCACCCUUGAUGGCAUUGUGCGCUCUUACCUGAGACAACAGCAUGAGAAGUGCACCAAUCCCAUUACAACCUUGCCUCAAUUUGAUUUGCGGAAGGGCCAUGUUUACUACCCACUGGAUGCCCCUGUUGAUCAAACGCGAAACGCGUUUAACAGGCGCUUGGUGCAAAAGAUGGGAUUAGAUUUCUCACUACGCACAAGGACGAACGAAAACCACUUUACGUACCGUAACCCGGGUUAUUUAUUCGACAUAACGGGGAGUGGAGAUGAACUUCAGGGCGAUAGUGUGGCCUUUUGCGAUGGUGGGGAGACACUAGUUGUGGGAACCUCUGAAGGCGGGAUUGCUCUGUUUGACACGUUCCCAGAUGAUUCCACGGACGACAAGUUGUCAGAACAGCACUUGGCCUUCGAUAACGGUAGUGUCGUUGGAAUUUACGUGUCUGACGAUAGUGCCUUACUGGGGUUGGUAAACGCGGAGCACAAGGUAGCUGUGAUGGGUCGUAAUGAGCUUCCUGCGGUGAAGUACCAGGUUGAGGAUAGCCGUGCGGCCAUGUUCUCUUGUUGUAACACAUAUUUGUUAGCAACGUGUGACGAGGAGCACACCUGCCGUCUUUACGACCUCAGGGCGCAAUGUGAGGUGCGUCAUUUUAGCGAUCCGUCGUGGGUUGGGGAAAACGUUGACAACGUAGCCACCUUUGACCAGUUCUCUCAGCUUGUUCUCAGUGACGCUGUUCUGUGGGAUGUUCGGUGCGGUGACAGACCCAUCUGUCGUUUUGACCGUUUUACCAACUCCUUUUGCAAUAUUUUUCAUCCGUUCAACCCCCUUGUGAUGAUUGAUGAAAAGGUAUGGGAUUUGCGGACCCUGUCCAUACUGCAGACCGUACCUUCCUUCAGGAACAGCAGCAGUUUCUACACCAGCCCUUUUAGACGUGUGAUUUAUAGCUUUCGCGAAGCAUCUGCGUUGUCUCACACGGCUACACCAGUUCUUUCAGUGGUUGAUAGUUACACAUUUGAGACCGUGUUUUCAACAGAAGUGCGCCCAGCCUUCAGAGCCUUUGCCAUUGAACCAUCGGACCGUUACUGUGCUGCGAUUCUCGAUGGUGACGCAGCAGCCGUAGUGCGUGUGUUCUCAACAUCCUCCGGCCCGCUACCUGGUCAACAAGCGUUCUCGCUCCCACAAAACGAUCGGAGUAAUGAUAGUGGGGCAGGUCUUGCGGAGAGCGAUGACGAUGACGAGGUAGGAAACAACGGUUCUUGGUCUGGAGGUUAUGACGAAGAUGACGAUGAUGGUGAAGAUGACAGCGAUUCUUAUGAAUGGGCAAGCGCUUCCGACUCCCCGGAGUAUUACAGCAACACAGAAACAACGAGUGACUCGGAUUCUGCCGAGGUGGAUGGCGGUGGCGACGGAAGUGAUACGUGGACGAUGGGGGAGGAAGAGACGACUGAGUCCCAGGACGAAGCUGCAUCGCGGAACGGGGAGAAUAGUGAUGAUGAGGCGUCGUUGGAAUCGACGUGA
This is a messenger RNA of Trypanosoma brucei brucei TREU927, 4953 nucleotides long. RefSeq lists its product as hypothetical. Gene Ontology annotation, cellular component: Cul4-RING E3 ubiquitin ligase complex; nucleus. The record is from RefSeq and is a predicted model, not a curated record. Gene Ontology annotation, biological process: protein ubiquitination. The coding region runs from base 1 to 4953 and encodes 1650 amino acids. Gene Ontology annotation, molecular function: protein binding. NCBI's taxonomy places the organism in Eukaryota, Euglenozoa, Kinetoplastea, Trypanosomatida, Trypanosomatidae. The transcript has a single exon.